CAAAGAGAAUCCCAAAAAUUUCAUUCAUUAAAUUAUUAUUUAUAUAAUUUAAAAAAAUUUUAUUAUUAUUUUUUCUUUAAAUAGAGAUGAAAAUAUUUCUUUAAAAUAAAAACUAACUUGAUGUGAAAAAUAAUUUAACCUAGCGAAAGGAAAUCACACCCCGUCAUGGAUCUGACAUCUGUCACUCACACUGCGAGACUGAACUGGGGAGUAACUUCCCUUCUCUUCACCCUAAUGCUAAUCCUUCGCAUUCCGAUCCCUUCCGGUUUUGGCUUUUCAGGUUUCUUCUUCUUCUUCUUCUGCAAAAUUUCUUCAUUUUCGCUUAUUCCUCUCACAAAUUCACUUUUGCAGGCACAACCUAGCUUAUCUUCGAUCUUCGUCUACAUGCCCAAAGAGAAGAGCCCUGGCUUGAAGAUCCUAUGGAUCUGGACCAUCGGAACCGCCGCGAUUUUGGUCACCAGCGUGGUGAGGACGAGAUUGAGGGACCUUCAGAACGCCAUGAACGCUGACCAUCAACAUCAUCAACAACAACAACAAAACCAUGAGGCGUCGCUUGGUUCGGCAGUGGUGGACACUUUCCCUUCUUCUGAAGAAUCAAAGCCGGAUGAUAAAGUCUAGGUGGGGCUACAAUCAAUCUUUUCUUCCUCUUUGAUUGGUCCUUUUUUCGAUUGUCUGUUUGAAGGAUUCGAUUUUGCGAUGGGAAAGAGAGCACACGCAAGGUGUUUGUUCAAUGUCCUCAGUGAAACUCAGUGCUUUUUUACCCCCCAAAAUAUUUGAGAGACAAUUAGGUUUGAGUUGUC
Prosopis cineraria is the source of this 800-nucleotide messenger RNA. RefSeq lists its product as uncharacterized. The record is from RefSeq and is a predicted model, not a curated record. Bases 166 to 618 code for a protein of 150 amino acids. The transcript has 2 exons. Lineage: Eukaryota; Viridiplantae; Streptophyta; Magnoliopsida; Fabales; Fabaceae.